GCCUACAUGACGCCGCAGAACAGCACACACACUCUCACACAGCUGAAGUCAGGCUCCAAACUGGGGAGAAAGACCACCGCUGUACACGGGGAGACACGGAACGAAAAGCCCGUCAGUGUCUGAUGGAACUGGAGGAGCUGAAUGGAAGAAGGAAACAACCUAUGUGAGCUUUAAAGAAAAUCAAGAAGGACGCAAGAGGCCAGAAAAAAUGAGGAGUACAGAAUUUUAAAAAAGUUGCAUGCGGGAAAGUGCAUUGAUGCCUGUAGUCAUUAUUAACAGUCCUUGGAAUGGAAUAGGGUGCAGCUGGAGGUCAGUGGCAGAAAGAGGCUGUUACCAAGACAAAAUGAGACGCACUCAAGGCCAGUUAAGCUGAAAGAAAAAAAAAAAAAAACCUUUCAAAGAUUUUGUUUUCUACCAAGGUGACUCAUUAUUGUUAUUUAGAGCCACCUCUGCUGGACUGUCACCUUUAAAUUGGACAUUUCAGUCACUCCCAGACUAAAUCCACUCGUGCUUUGGACAGCUGUUACAGUGAAAAUGAUCCACAACACCCUUAAGUCUACACCGUUGCAGGAGCACAGCCCCAGGAUUGCCCACUCGGCCGCACGAAGGAGGCUGUGGAGGUACUCGGGCUGCAGAGGGUCCGGCCCUGUGGAAAGUCAGCGGCACAGUGUGUGUGUUCUGUCUGCAGACCUGAACCCUGGAACCAGAGCAGCAGCAGGAGGAGGAGGUGGAGGUGUGAUUCACACAAUCCAUGGACUGUGCCACCUCUGCAUUGGAUGUAGACUGCCUCAGGUGACCAUCCUUCGAGGAAAGGAUGGAUACGGCUUCACCAUCUGCUCAGAUUCCCCCGUGAGGGUUCAGGCUGUGGAUCCAGGAGGUCCAGCAGAUCAGGCAGGUCUGCAGCAGUUGGAUACCCUCCUGCAGCUGAACGGUCAGCCAGUGGAGCAGUGGAAGUGUGUGGAUUUAGCACAUGCUAUCAGAAACAGCGCCAAUGAAAUCACAGUGGUGGUGUGGCGCACAGGCCCUUCAGCCAAACCUAAUUUUGAGGGCCUCAUCCACCGACCCACCUACAAACCUUCCACCUCCAACUACGACGCCCCCUCACCUCCUACUCGCAGACGUGUACCAGAUGUUACUGCCAGUAAAACCCCCCCAGCGGUGCCACCCCUCCCAGCCCACCACCGCACCGCUGCCGCCCGCAGGCUGCUGGUCAAUGGCUCAGAAGCCGGAAAUAGUAGCGGUGUAAGCGUAGGGACCCUGGCGUGGGGCGCCCAGGGAGGUUCAUCUGAGGAGCUGGAUGGGAAACCCCGUCUCCUCCACCACCCUCACACCGCCACACUGAAAGGAACCAGGGUGAAGGCAUCCAACGGGGACAACUAUAUCAUCCUGGCCCCCAUCAACCCUGGAAGCCAGAUCUUGAGGCCUGUUUACCAAGAUAACCAGGCAACCUUAGCAGCCAGGUUAUACCCUAGAAGGCAGGCUUCUGUUCCACAGCCACAGGGAGGUGGAGGAGGUGGUGGUUUUUCUGGAGGUACAACCAGCGGUGGUGGUCUGUCCAGUCGCACUGGCUUUCUACGGCGGUCCAACAACUCCAAAUCCACAAAGACGGCAUCCACCUCCACUAACUCUGCUGCACCCAACUACCAACAGCAGAAUGCCAAUUUUGCCAAUUACCAGAACUGCACCAUCGUACGCUCACACACACCACAUGGCAACUACGGAUAUGUCAAAGUGGCACCCAAGAUCCUUAUAUUUCCCAUCUUUGUGCAGCCUCUUGAUCUGUGCAGCCGAAACCUCAUCAUAUCAGAGGAGAUGAUACUGCAUGAGAGCCAGCACCACUCUCUUAAGGUUACAGUGUUUGUCUACAAUGACCUGAUGCUGGUGACUCGUGAAGAUGAACCAGGCAGGUGUAACGUCCUUCAGAGUCCGCUGUACCUCCGACAGUUGCGACUACAGGAUGAUUAUGCCGAAGAACUGAGAUUCUACCUUAUUCACAUGACCGAGAAGUGUGACUGCCUGCUCAGUCUGGAAGCAUACUCAGCAGACCAGAAGCGCCGUGUGUGUCAGUGCCUGAAGGACAACAUUGACAAGCAACUCCAGCUUUACAGGAGGGAGCCUCCCAUUUCACAUUUCGAACAGAUGUUGGAGCCUAAGGUGGACGCCCCUUCAUGUGAGCUUGGUGGAGCCGGAGGAGAUCGAGGAGGUGUGUGCCUCCACUUGCCAACUCGCAGCUCAGAGGGUGAGGAAAGCAGCCUGUACCCCUCCAGCCCCUCUGAGCCCCCAACUCUUGGAAGUCCUCACCCGUCAGAGCCCCUCAGUCCUCUGGAUGAAGUAUACCUGCCCCUGGGGGGUUUGAUGGGAUCUGAGGAGCGGCAUAAGGUGCCUCCCACACCGCCUCCUUCCACAGAAGGUGAGGACUGCAAGAGCAUGGAGGGGCAUGAGAUGGAAAUAUGGAGAGAAGGAAAAGAUGGAGAUGAGGAGAAUCUGAGAGAAGAAGAAGAGGAUGAAAUGGAGGAGGAGGAGGAUGGUGGAAGCAGCAGAAAGAGUGCAGGAAGUGAGAGGGAUGUGAAAGAGGAAGUAGUGGAGGGGGAAGAGGAGAGGAAUGAGAUCGAGGCCAACCUCAACCUGGUGGUGCUGAACACGGACGAGGACUAUGCCUCAGAUCCUCCCGACACAAACGCUCCCCCAUCCUCUUCCUCGUCUUCAUUUGUCAUUCCUGAACUGCGUCUGGAUCGGUCCUUCAGCGCUGAUGCCCUUUCCUCACCCAACACCGAUGAAGACGAAUAUGACGAAGAUGAAGACGAGGAGUCCGAGGAGGAGGACGAUGAAGAUGACAGUGAUGAUGCCUACCUGCAACGGAGUGACAGCAAACGCCGCAGCAUGGUGGAGGGCGCUACCUGUGAGAAGCACGGAGGGGGGGGGCUCAGUGUUCAGAACUCCCUCCGCAGACGCACCCACAGUGAGGGGAGCCUCCUGCAGGACCCCCGCACGCCAUGCUUCACCUCUGACAAUGCCAUCAACUGCCUGGAAGCCGGGAGCGGGCACCACAAGGGCGGCUGGACACUCCCAUCGCCCAAAACCCUGAAGAAGGAGCUGACCAAGAAUGGAGGCUCCAUGCAUCAGCUGUGCAUGCUGUUCUCUGGACGAAAGCUGAGCUCCGGAUCCCCCUGUAGCUGCGAGGUCAGCCCCGAAGGGACAAAGAAGAAGAAGCCCAAGAACCUGGCCAAAGACAUGAAGAAUCGGCUGGCUUUCCUGCGGAGGAGGAAUGAAUCCCCAGGAAGUAACCCAGCCGGCAAGUUAGACAAGUCUAUGAAGUCAGUCAAGCCCACCCCGGAGGAAGCACUCAAAUGGGGGGACUCACUUGACAAGCUGCUGGCACACAAAUAUGGUCUGGCAGCGUUCAGAGCUUUCCUGCGCACAGAGUUCAGCGAGGAGAAUCUGGAAUUCUGGCUCGCAUGUGAAGAAUACAAGAAGAUAAAGUCACAAUCCAAGAUGGCCUCGAAAGCCAAGAAAGUCUUUGCAGAGUACAUUGCCAUCCAGUCUUGUAAAGAGGUAAAUCUGGACUCGUACACCAGAGAUCACACUAAGGACAACCUGCAGAAUGUGACGCGGUCCUGCUUCGACCUAGCACAGAGGCGGAUAUACGGGCUGAUGGAGAAGGACUCAUACCCCCGCUUCCUGCGCUCAGAACUCUACUUGGACUUAAUCAACCAAAAAAAACAAAGCUCCACCUCGACUUCAUCUUCGUCAUAAAAUAAACAAACACACACGAGGAGGCAUGACACAAAGAAAAAAUGGGCAGACUUGAAAAAAAAAGUAGAGUGGGGGUGGGGGGGACGCGAGGUUCUAUGUUUGCCUUUUUUUUUUUUUUUUUUUUAAUUACAGUUUUGUGUGUGUCGUCCUGUCCACUAUGAGUUUUGUUUUGUAGUUGUGGUGUGUGAAGACGCAGCAAAGCUAUGGCACUGCAAAGGAAUGUAGUUUUUUCCCGGAUGGAUGGAGAGAUGCAUGGAUGGAUGGAUGGAUGGAUGGAUGGAUGGACCCAGGCCCAUUUGUGAGAGGGGCUGGUGCAGGAGCUGGACGCUUGUCUGAUCACUGUUGCAUUUUUUUUUGUUUUUGUUUUUUUUGUUUUUUUUUUGUUUUGUGAGUAUCAAGUGUCUUGUCCGAAAAAAAGACAUUUGUUUGUGUUUUUUUGUCCAGUUGUACUGGAGAAAAGGAGGGGUUUCUCCUAAAAAAAAAAAACCCUGCAGACGUGAAGACAGUCCGGUACUGUUUUGUCACUUUUUUCCCCCUGUUUCUGUUCCUUUUAAAUCCCCUCCUUUCCUCCACAAUGUUCUCUUUGAAGCCACUUCAAAGCUGCCGGUACGAUGCAAAAGUCCUUUUCUUUCCUUAUAUUCUUUGCGUUUUUCCAUCAGUCUCCAAACUAAGUUAAUGGAGAGGUCAAAGCGUUUGAGAUGACGAUGUCUGAGUAUAAACACAUUGCCCUGCAUCCUCUCCAAAGCUUCUGUAAACGGCUCUCACCGUUUUAUCAUGUUCUGACUGUGGAAAUUUACUGUGAAUGUUGGACAAAAAUGACAGAGAUGGAGACGAGACACGGGGCGAAGAACACGCAUGUAUAAACAAUGGACGGACGGACUGGAGCUGUGAUGAAACGCAGAUACGUGUUGCCAUCGCAGUUAAGAGUGACAUUCAAAGCCAGAGGUGGAAAGAAAGAGAGGAAAAGAAAUGUCUGGCUUCCUGCUGUCUCCAAAGACUGUUUACAACAAGGAACGAAAAUUCAAGGUGGAAAAGAAACAUGUUCCGCGCAGCCAAAACCACAUUUCCUUUAACAUUGUAGCUCAUUCUGGACUAAUGAAGGAAGCAUUCUCAGGACAGGUUCCCAGCUUGGUUUCUCUUCUGUAACAAUUUUUGUACACAUUCACUGUUUUUCUAUCUGUGUUAGGGUCAAAUCAACACUCGUAGUUCUACUGAGCAAUGCUCAUUUCAUGGUCUGAGUUUAAAAAAAAAAAGUUGUACAAAGGUUUUGCCUAUUUAUUUAGAUGAUAACUCGCUGGAUGCUUCUCACCUCCUCCUCUCCUCCAAAGCACUCAGCUAAAAGCUCUCACUUCCCUCUUAACCACCAAACAGGUUCAAUGCUGUCCUGAACUUUAAGUGCAAUAUUUGUUUUUUUUAUUUGUAUUUUAUUUUAAUAUUAUUUCUAGUUUGUUCAUUUAUUUGGAUAAUUAUGAUUUUUUUAUGGGAAAAAAAGAAAAACGGCUUUAGCUCUGUAUUAACUUAAUUUGUUAAGAGAAAAAAAACUUAGAGCUAUAAGGUUGAGUUACGACGUAAACUUUCAAGAACCGUAAGUAGUUUAAUGAAUUUUAAGCAAACGAUUCUAACUGUAUGUGAUCCCCCACUGGCAGCAGGCAGCUGGAGGGGGGCGCCGUUAUGGUUGUAAAUAUAAUUCUUAAAGAAAAUUAUGUGAUAACACAUUAAAAACAAACAAAAAGCCAAUAGGUCUCUGCUGGUGAGAAACAUGGGACCCAGCUGUACCGAUGUAAAUAUGAGAGACUCAGAACUAUAAGAUGACAUGUAUUGUUUAAAAACCCAAAAGGUGAAUGAGGGCGGGCUCUGUCCGUCCUUUUCCCCUGGUCAUACACUGCUUGUAAGGAGUUUUUCUGAAAUGCAUUUUAUCAUUUUCACUGUUUACAAUUCAAAAUGCAUCUCCUAUGAUAGCAAGUGAAAACAGUAGUACAUUUGGUGUCAUUGCUAAUGAUAAAUAAACCAACCAACUGAUGAAGUCA
Messenger RNA from Sphaeramia orbicularis (orbiculate cardinalfish), 5780 nucleotides. RefSeq names its product regulator of G protein signaling 3a (gene rgs3a). Gene Ontology annotation, cellular component: plasma membrane; nucleus. The transcript is spliced from 16 exons. Lineage: Eukaryota; Metazoa; Chordata; Actinopteri; Kurtiformes; Apogonidae. Gene Ontology annotation, molecular function: protein binding. The coding region runs from base 535 to 3753 and encodes 1072 amino acids. The record is from RefSeq and is a predicted model, not a curated record.